UAGUCUAUACUGAUUCGCUUCAUCAAAUUAACCCAAUUCUCUGAAUCCUGAUCUGAAUCCGAAAACCCUAAAUGGAUCUUCUGAGGAAGGAGCUUCUCGACAAGCGCCGAUCCCUUGCUGAAGAAUCCGGCGGCAAGAGAGUUUUCAAGCGCUCUCAGAUCCAACAGAGGCAACUCCAGAAGCUUCGCGAACAAGAGAAGCGCGAACUCGAAGCCAAAUCCCUUAAACGCCGCUCAAUCUCCUCCGACAUCGCCGCCCCAACCUCCACCGCUGCAGCCGCCGACGUCUCUCUCCCUAAUGACGAGCACAACAUCGACAAGCUCCUCCUCCCCAAACUCGAGGUCAUCCGCCGCCUCCGCUUCCUCAAGCAGCCCAUCACCCUCCUCGGUGAAGACGACGGUGCCCGGCUCGACCGCCUCAAACACGUCCUCAAGACCGGUCUCUUCGAAGUCGACAGCGAUAUGACGGAGGGGCAGACCAACGAUUUCCUCCGCGACAUCUCCGAGCUCAGGAAGCGCCAGAAGACCGGCACCAUGAGCGACAGGAAGCGUCAGAAGCCUGGCGACUGCGCCACCGAAUCCCGAGAAGGUGGUGACAUGGGCGAUGACGAUGACGAUGACCUGAGUGAAGGGGCUGGCGGCUCCGACGCUGACAAUGAUCUUAAGCUGUUGAAGGCGAAUUUCGAGGAGCUGUGUGGGGAGGAUAAGAUUCUGGUGUUCUUCAAAAAGCUUUUGAACGAGUGGAAAGUGCAACUGCUGCGUGAGAUGCCUGAGGCGAAGAGGAGAACCGCUGAUGGGAAGUCCCUGGUGGCAAGGUUCAAACAGUGCGCACGUUACUUGAACCCCCUGUUUAAGUUUUGCAGGAACAAGAUUCUUCCGGAUGACAUUCGACAGGCGCUAUUGUUGAUGGUUGAAUGCUUUAUGAAGCGAGAUUAUCAGGCUGCAAUGAGCCAUUAUAUGAAGCUAGCCGUCGGGAAUGCCCCUUGGCCUAUUGGGGUCACUAUGGUUGGUAUACAUGAAAGAUCUGCCCGAGAAAAGAUCCACACCAAUAGUGUUGCUCACAUCAUGAAUGAUGAGACGACUCGCAAGUACUUGCAAUCAGUGAAGAGAUUAAUGUCAAUUUGCCAAUUACUUUACCCUACAUUGCCAUCUAAAGCUUUUGAGUUUAACAGUUUGGCAAAUGGGGGUAGUGAUUUGAAGUCGCUUUUAGCUGAAGAUAAGAAUAAUAGUUGAUAAAUGGGAGUGAAAAUGGGUGUAUAGAAACUCAUGGUUCAUGUAUAAAAACUUAUCUUGUUUUAUCUAGGCUAUGUGUUUAACCAAGGACUUCUGCUAUGGCAAGAGUUUUAUAGACUGACAAAAAAAUUCAGUUUAUGUUUCUUAUCAA
This is a messenger RNA of Lotus japonicus, 1383 nucleotides long. RefSeq lists its product as uncharacterized. The transcript has 2 exons. Gene Ontology annotation, biological process: generation of catalytic spliceosome for second transesterification step; RNA splicing. Gene Ontology annotation, cellular component: U2-type post-spliceosomal complex; U4/U6 x U5 tri-snRNP complex; U5 snRNP. The record is from RefSeq and is a predicted model, not a curated record. Lineage: Eukaryota; Viridiplantae; Streptophyta; Magnoliopsida; Fabales; Fabaceae. The coding region runs from base 72 to 1232 and encodes 386 amino acids.